AUGAGAAAAGUAAACAUCGAUAAGGGGAAUAUGAAGAUCACAGCACAAGACGAUUGCAGAGCUGCGGAUCUGGAAACACCACUUCAAGUGGAAGGAUUAUCAGUGGUCAUGGGCCUAGCCAGUGAUAGAGGUAUUGCAGGUCUAACUCUAGGUGGCGGUUCAGGCCCUUUAACCGGCCGAUAUGGGCUCGAAAUCGAUAAUCUACUCUCGGCCCAUGUCGUAAUUGCCAAUGGAGGGGGACCAAACUUUGGUAUUGUGGUUGAAUUUACGUAUCGAAUGCAUAAGCAGGUUGACGUAUGCCAUGGUCCUUUAGUAUACAAGCCAGAGAAGACGAAAGCCCUUCUCGAAUUAGUCGACACUAUGCAAGAAAUAACAGAGCAAACUGACGGGAAGUUACGCCUUCUUUUGGCGAUAACGAAAAUCCCAAGUGUGCCAAUGUCGGGCAUUCACCCAAUCUGUAUCAUAUCCUAUGAUGGACCAGAGGAAGAAGCACGAAAACUUACUGCUCCGUUGUGGGAUUUGCAACCUGUAAUGUCGGCGGUAUCAAUGAAGCCAUUUGCCAGCACAACCAAGCCAUCAGGACUCGUAGACGAACCGCCAAACCAUCAGAACUUCUCAAAUACGAGCGUGUUCAUGCCCCAUCCAUUCGAUGUCGAAAUUAUGGAGAAGUUGAUACAAGACUUCGAUGAUUUCCACAACAAGCAUGGAGAUGCACUUGCACCUUCACGAAUCAUAAUCGAGAUGCGUUCUUACAAGGUUUCUGGUGCAAUCUCUGCAUCGGCGACCGCGUUGGCGGCCAGAGAAAAGACUGUUUCUAUUACUAUGGGGGCACAGUAUGAUAGCUCUCAGGUUUCGCAUACGGUUAUGAGAGACGAUAUUAAAAGGAUGAUUGAGCCAGUCAAGGAAGCAGUCAAAAAGCAAGGGUCUGGAAAGUUCACGAAUGCUAAUUUGGGAAGUGGAACGGAAAGGACUCAAAAUAUGUUUGGACAGAACUAUGCGAGAUUGAGAGAGAUUAAGAGAAAGUAUGAUCCCGAGUUUAUUUUCAAUAAGUAG
Botrytis fragariae is the source of this 1053-nucleotide messenger RNA. RefSeq lists its product as uncharacterized. Gene Ontology annotation, molecular function: oxidoreductase activity; flavin adenine dinucleotide binding. NCBI's taxonomy places the organism in Eukaryota, Fungi, Ascomycota, Leotiomycetes, Helotiales, Sclerotiniaceae. The transcript has 5 exons. The coding region runs from base 1 to 1053 and encodes 350 amino acids. The record is from RefSeq and is a predicted model, not a curated record.